AUGGGCGGCGUUGCACCCUGUGCAGGGGAGCAGUGUUGUGCAUCAGAGCCCCUCGGGACCUUUGCAGAGGUCAGGCACAACUGUGGCUUCAAGGAGGAGAUCGUGCCUCAAAUAGUGAAGCAUUCAGCUCUGGAACCAAAGUACGAGAAGACGCUGGCACAAUGCCUUGCCACUUCGCCCGCGGGACACAGCGAUGUCUUUCUGGGCAGCUCCGUCUUCCAGCCGCCGAGAGGCUCGCCGUCCCCUGCAUCCCGCAGGAACCGAGAGGUGCAUGGAGAGCUCGAGGAGAGCCCCAGAAGUCAAGAGGAACGAGAGGUCACCACGCUUCGUUUGCUGCUGAAACGGUUCGUGCAGGAGACCGUGAGGGGCCAGUCCUACCAAGUUCUCGUUGCCGAUGGUAGCGCCGAGCCAUGCAAGUUGCUUUUGGCCCCCAAUCUCCAAUACUUCCAACUCGUGACAGAUGGUGUGAUUCACGAUGUUCCACUGAAGUCCAUCAAAGAUAUCUGCCCGGGAAGGACAAUUCAAACCAAGCACACGCCCGUCGACUUAGAUGAUCACUGCGCCACCCUUGUCUUACGAAACAAUGAGUGUGUCACUUUUCGCCUGACCUGUAUCCGAGAACGUGAUGAGUUUAUCAGAUGUGUCAAAGUGCUGGCGCUGGCUCUUGACUGA
Symbiodinium natans is the source of this 672-nucleotide messenger RNA. NCBI's taxonomy places the organism in Eukaryota, Dinophyceae, Suessiales, Symbiodiniaceae. The record is from the annotation of a GenBank genome assembly.